Messenger RNA from Bipolaris oryzae ATCC 44560, 891 nucleotides. RefSeq lists its product as uncharacterized. The transcript has 4 exons. Gene Ontology annotation, molecular function: acetate transmembrane transporter activity. Lineage: Eukaryota; Fungi; Ascomycota; Dothideomycetes; Pleosporales; Pleosporaceae. The record is from RefSeq and is a predicted model, not a curated record. Gene Ontology annotation, cellular component: plasma membrane. The coding region runs from base 1 to 891 and encodes 296 amino acids.
AUGGCGACAGCUCGUGAGCACAACGACGUCGAGCGUGGCGCGAGUUUCGAGAAGAGCGUGAAUGGCACCAGUGCGGUCGACCACGCUGGAGCAAGGCCCAAGCAGAGGACGCCAUACGACUAUGGCGGCAACCCUCUCGCUCACGUUGCUACCAACGACCCAGACCUUCGCCUUGCCGCUUUUGGUGGUGAAUUCCAGCCUGGUCUCUACCGCCCACCGAACCGCAAGUUUGCCAACCCAGCCCCACUGGGUCUCUCGGCUUUUGCCCUUACCACCUUUGUUCUGUCCUUGAUCAACGUCAAGACGCGCAGCAUUGGUCACCCAAACAUUGUCGUAGCGCUUGCCUACGGCUACGGUGGUCUUGUUCAGCUUCUGGCUGGCAUGUGGGAAAUGGCCGUUGGCAACACAUUCGGUGCUACAGCACUCUCAUCCUACGGAGGUUUCUGGAUCGCCUUUGGCAUCGUUCUCACGCCCGGUGUCUUUGAAAUCGAGGAGAUUCUGGUCCAGAGCGGAGAUUUCUACAACUCAUUUGGUCUCUUCCUGAUGGGCUGGUUCAUCUUUACCUUCCUCCUUUUCCUCUGCACCCUGCGAUCCACCGUCGCUUUCUGCUUCCUCUUCUUCACCCUCGACAUGGCGUUUAUGCUUCUCGGCAUCGGCUACCUCCAGGCCGACGCCAAGGGCCCUCAAGAGUCGUGCAUUGUUGCUGGUGGAGCGUUUGGUCUCAUGGCUGCUUUUGCCGCUUGGUACAAUGCGCUUGCUGGUAUUGCGGAUAGUUCCAACAGCUUCUUCGUUAUUCCCGUCGCCCACUUCCCCUGGUCAGAGAAGGGCCGUGAGCGCCGUAACAAGGUCGACAACUCUGCCGCUCGUGCUGAGGCCGAACACCUCGCUUAA